AUGAGAUCUUUUGUGAAUAGUCUCGCACGCGCAAAUGAGCAAUUUAUUCAGGAGAUCAAUAAAAGGAAGCAAAUACAGGCACAAAACCACAAGCGAUUCAUUAAUUUACAAAAAGUUGCUAGAUCUGCUUUGGUUUUUCAUCCUAAGAGAAACCCAUCUCAAACUUUAUCACAUAGCUCGUCUACUCCACUUAAAAGAUUGGAGCCAUUGAAACCAUUAAAAAACGAAAACGAAUCAGAGAAUGUUCAUAACAAUCCAUUCCCAUAUGAUAAUCGGCCAACAUUUAUGAACUACGCUUUGCCAAGGCAGCCAUGUGUUGGAGCAAAUCGAAUUUUUAAUUCAGUUGCUGCAAGGCGAUUUGUCAAUAGUGAGAUAGAAACGUUUAUUGACCAAGCAGAAAAUCCAAAUCCGUCACUAUCUCCUCUUUACGCCCCAAGUGUCGAUCCAGUUUUACAUAUUGGUGAUUUCAAUGAACUCGAAAUCAACUGGAAUGGUGAAUAG
Molecule: messenger RNA, 501 nt
Organism: Trichomonas vaginalis G3
Lineage: Eukaryota; Parabasalia; Trichomonadida; Trichomonadidae
Exons: 1
Coding region: 1-501 (166 amino acids)
Source: RefSeq, a predicted model, not a curated record